CUUUCUCCUAAUUAGAACAUGCGCUAUGCUCUUCCCAUAAAGCAAUUUCAAGCCAGAAAAACGUAGCGUGGCCCUCUCUAUAGGUUUACAAGCUAGAAAGUCUCUAGUACAGUAGACUAAGCAGUGUUCCAUGCAAAUGGGCGAUAGCUAAAAUAUUGCAGGCGGGAGGUAAUGCCCAAGGGAGGCCCCGAAGCUUCUGACUCGAGAAGGAAAGGAAAUAAAACAUCAUUCUAAACCUAUAUACAGAGCAGCUCAUAAUAAAACAAUACACUCAGACUAUAAUAAUUGAAACAAGAUGGACUUGGUUACAUUCAAUGUGAUUGUAGACGACAUUGUAUACCCAGAUGGCCACACCUGCAUGGCCUGUCUUGGGGGUGGAGGUCCACAAACUGCAUUUGGUGCUAAAAUUUGGGCUGAUGAUGCUAAUAAUAUAGGAAUAGCUAGUAGAGUAGGAUCAGACUUUCCUUUCCCUUGUAAAAGAUGGCUUCAAGACAUGGGAAUUGAUUUGAGUGGCCUUUUGAUGUGGUCCUCCCCAACUCUGAGAGCCUGGCAGAUCUUGGAACUUGAUGGGUCGAGAACCCAGGUAUGGAGGAUCACCAUGGGUGAUGAAGUGUUGGAUAUGCUCAGACUACCUUUAAGUUCUCUUCCUAUGAUGUAUAGAAAUGCAAGGGUUUACCAUAUUGGUGUUCAUCCAAGUGGGCGAGAUGUGGGAUUUAUUAAGGAACUUAGGAGUACUGGGGCAGAAAUUGUAAGUGUAGAGACAUAUACACAUGCACUGGAUAUAGUGACACGAUCAGAACUCAUAGAAUUAGUUUCAUCUGGUAAUAUAUUUUCCUCAAAUGAAAAAGAGGCUGCUUCACUUGUUGGACCAGGGUCACCAAUGGAGAUGAUUGAGCGGAUUACAGAACUAGGAGCUGAGGUGGUGACUCUUAGAAGAGGGCCUUUUGGAAGCAUUGUUCAUAGAUCUGAUACCCGGGAGACAUGGGAAAUUCCAGCUUUUCAUGCAAUAUGUGCUUCACAAAGCCCUUCAUUACAAGGAGAGAAUACAGUAGGAAAAGUUGUAGAUCCAACAGGUUGUGGCAAUACCUUCUGUGGUGCAUUUGCUAUGGGCUGGUGGAAGACCCGCGACCUAUUAACUUCAGGCUUGUGGGGGAGCGUUGCAGCAAGCUUUAUGGCAGAGUAUGAAGGUGUUCCGCCUCCACAAUUAUCAGAUUGGAGGAAACAAGCGCAGAUGCGCCUAGAUAUGCUCAGGCCAUAUGCCAAAAAUCUUUUCCUGCCAAUGUAAUCAUAUGAAGAAUUCAAUUUAUGUUUCUGGAAUCUUUGUACGUGGACAGUACUCUUAGGAUGGUCGUCUAGAGCAAAAAUCGUUUGAAACUUUAAGCUUUGUUGAUAAACAAUAUUUAAAUUAUUAUUAAUUAUUUUAAAAAGUAAGGUCUAGGCAUAACCGGGCACCAGCUUCAUUCCUCAAGCAUUAACACAGUCCAAGUCUGUAAAGUAAACGGCCCAGUGAGGGUUUAUAGUUUAGGUGUGUGGCAGCCCAGCAGGGACUUGCAUCGAAGUGGCUGAUUUAACAAUGCCAUAACUGAACCAUCACACCAUGCCCAUAAUGACAAUAUUUAAAUAAUUAUUAUUAUUUUUU
Molecule: messenger RNA, 1639 nt
Organism: Cryptomeria japonica (Japanese cedar)
Lineage: Eukaryota; Viridiplantae; Streptophyta; Pinopsida; Cupressales; Cupressaceae
Exons: 11
Coding region: 296-1285 (329 amino acids)
Source: RefSeq, a predicted model, not a curated record